AUGAAAGUCAGUAAGUUUGAAGAAAAGAAGAUCUUCUGUGGCUGGUUCCAAGUUGACAUCAAACCCUUCAAGGUCUCACUGAUGAACGUGAUUAAGAAAUGGAGCUGGAUGUUCAAAGAACACCUGAUCAAUCAUGUCAACUACAGCGUGCAAGACCUGGCAACCUUCGUCCACGACACACACAAGGGCCUGUCCAAGAAGGUGCGGGACGGAGACUACGCCGGCCUGGUGGACAUCAUGGGCCAUUUGAUGGCCAUUCGGGACAGACAGAUCACCACCGACCAGCACUUCAAACCCCUCAAGUCCACUGCAGACCUGCUCAAAACCUAUGGCCAGCAGCUCCCAGAACAGGUCUACUCUCAGCUGGAGGAGCUCCCAGAGCGAUGGAAGGCCCUGAAGAAAGUGGCCUUCACCGUGAAGCACGAGGUGGCCCCGCUGCAGUCCAACGAGGUGUCCGUCAUCAGGAGGAAGUGCGUGCGCUUUGAGAUCAAGCAGCAUGAGUUCAGGGAACAAUUUCGCACAGAAAUCAUCUUUCGAAGGAAUGUGGAUGAUCCCUAUAAGCACAUAGACAAGACGAACAGGGCAGUGGUGCAGCUGGAGACGGAGAUGCGGAAGCUGCAGGAGACGGCGGCUCUGUUUGAGGUCAGCUUCCCCGAUUACAAGCAGCUGCGCCAGUGCCGCUCUGACACCAUCCUGCUCAAGUCUGUGUGGGACAUGGUGAUAUUCGUCAAGACCAGCAUUGAAGACUGGACAAAAACCAAAUGGAAAGAAAUGAAUGUUGAACAAAUGGAUAUGGAAUUAAGAAGAUUUGCGAAGGAGAUGAAGACCUUGGACAAAGAGGUGCGUGUGUGGGACGUGUACACCGGCCUGGAGGCCACAGUGAAGAACAUGCUGACCUCGCUGCGGGCCGUGAAUGAGCUGCAGAACUCCGCCGUGCGGGAGAGGCACUGGCAACAGCUCAUGAGCACCACCGGGGUUAGCUUCGUCAUGGACGAGGAGACCACUCUGGGAGCCCUCCUGGAGCUGCAGCUGCACCGUGUGGAGGAAGAGGUGAAGAACAUUGUGGAUAAGGCUGUGAAGGAGAUGGCCAUUGAGAAGGUGCUGACAGAGAUGAACCAGACAUGGAGCCAGAUGACGUUUUCCUAUGAGACACAUCAGAUUACUGGGACUCCUCUGCUCAAGUCUGACCAGAACCUGAUUGAAACCUUAGAGGACAAUCAGGUGCAGCUGCAGAGCAUUCUGAUGAGCAAGUACGUGGAGUACUUCCUGGUGCAGGUGAGCACCUGGCAGAGGAAGCUGAUGGUGGCCGACCUGGUCAUCUCCAUCUGGAUGAGCGUGCAGCGCACCUGGGCACACCUGCAGAGCAUCUUCACCAACUCCGAGGACAUCCGCAACCAGCUGGCCCAGGAUGCCGUGCGCUUCCAGGGCAUCCACCUGGACUUCCAGGCAUUGGCGGAGUAUCUGGAGACUAAGAGGCUGUCCUUCCCUCGUUUCUACUUCGUUUCAGCCACAGAUUUACUGGAAAUCAUUUCCAAGGGAACCCAGCCGACACAGGUCACCAGGCAUCUACUGAAGCUUUUUGACAACCUUGCGGAUCUGGAGUUCAGUGAGAUGGAGCUGGAGGGCCGGAGGGCAGAGCCAGAGGGGCAGAGGGCGGAGUCUGCUGGGGAGAGGGUGGGGCCCGCCGGGGAGUGGGCGGUGCCAGCUGGGGAGAGGGCGGUGGCACUGGGCAUGUUCAGCCGGGAGCGGGAAUAUGUGCCUUUCUCUGAGCCCUGUGUCUGUGAGGGACAGGCCGAGUGCUGGCUCAGUGCGCUGGAGGCCGCCAUGCGCCGCACGGUGCAGCGGGAGAUCAUGGAGGCCGUGGCGGCGUACGAGGACAAGCCCCGCGACCAGUGGCUCCUGGACUUCCCCGCCCAGGUGGCGCUGACCGGCAGCCAGAUCUGGUGGGCCACGGACGUGGGCAUCGCCUUCCAGCGGGUGGAGGAGGGCUUCGAGACCGCCCUCAAGGACUACAACCGCAAACAGAUUACGCAGCUGAACGCUCUCAUAAACAUGCUGCUGGGAGAGCUCUCCCCCGGAGACCGGCAGAAGAUCAUGACUAUCUGCACCAUCGACGUCCACGCCCGAGACGUGGUCGCCAAGCUCAUUGCCCAGAAGGUAAUCGGGAUGGCACGAUUGCUCCACUCCACUAAAGCCAAAAAAUGCUACAUCACGCUGACCCAGUCCCUCCAUCUCACCAUGAGCGGGGCGCCUUCGGGUCCUGCAGGCACGGGGAAGACGGAAACCACCAAGGACCUCGGCCGCUCCCUGGGCAUCAUGGUCUAUGUAUUCAACUGCUCAGAGCAGAUGGACUACAAGUCCAUUGGGAACAUUUAUAAAGGUCUUGCGCAGACUGGAGUGUGGGGAUGCUUCGAUGAGUUCAACCGGAUCUCCGUCGAAGUGCUGUCCGUUGUAGCCGUGCAGGUCAAGACCAUUCAGGACGCCAUCCGAAACAAGAGACAAAGGUUCCAGUUUCUGGGAGAGGACAUCGAGCUGAAGCCCACCGUUGGUAUUUUCAUCACGCUGAACCCAGGGUAUGCCGGGAGAGCAGAACUUCCUGAGAACCUGAAAGCCUUGUUUAGGCCUUGCGCGAUGGUGAUUCCAGACUUCGAGCUCAUCUGUGAGAUAAUGCUGGUGGCCGAGGGCUUCCUCGAAGCGCGUCAGCUGGCCCGGAAGUUCAUCAGCCUGUACACACUGUGUCGAGAGCUGCUGUCUAAGCAGGAUCACUAUGACUGGGGUCUCAGGGCCAUAAAGUCUGUGCUGGUGGUGGCUGGAUCUUUGAAGAGGGAGGACCGGAGCAAGCCUGAAGACCAGGUCCUGAUGCGCGCCCUGAGGGACUUCAACCUGCCCAAGAUCACCAGCAGCGACGUGCCCAUCUUCCUGGGCCUGAUCAGCGACCUGUUCCCCCUGCUGGAGGUGGUGCGCAAGAGGGACCUGCGUCUGGAGCAGGCCGUGCGCCAGUCUGUGGCCGACCUCCACCUGCAGCCUGAGGAGAACUUCGUCCUGAAGGUGACCCAGCUGGAGGAGCUGCUGGCGGUCAGACACUCAGUGUUUGUUGUGGGGAGCGCAGGGACGGGGAAAAGUCAGAUAUUGAAGACCCUGCACAGAACCUAUACCAACAUGAAGCUAAAGGCUGUGUGGAAUGACAUGAACCCCAAAGCCGUGACCACAGACGAGCUCUUCGGCUAUCUCCACCCCACCACUAGAGAAUGGAGGGACGGGCUGUUUUCCUCUACCAUGAGGGAGCUCUCUAGACUGACCCACAACGGGCCCAAAUGGAUUGUCCUGGACGGGGACAUUGAUCCAAUGUGGAUCGAGUCACUGAACACAGUGAUGGACGACAACAAGGUGCUCACGCUGGCGAGUAACGAGCGGAUUUCCCUGACGCCGUCCAUGCGGCUGCUGUUCGAGAUCAGCCACCUGCGGGCGGCCACCCCGGCCACCGUCUCCCGCGCCGGCAUCCUGUACGUCAGCCCCCAGGACCUGGGCUGGAGCUCGUACGUAACGAGCUGGAUUGACACUCGACGCGCUCAAUCAGAAAGGGCCAAUCUGACCAUAUUGUUCGAUAAGUACGUCCCGUACUGCUUGGAGCAAGUGAGGUGCAAUCUGAAAACAAUCACGCCGAUUCCUGAGAACAGUAUGGUGCAGACGCUGUGCUCGCUCCUGGACUGCCUGCUGACCCCGGAGAACACCCCCCCGGACUCCCCCAGGGAGCUCUACGAGCUUUAUUUCGUCUUUGCCUGCGUCUGGGCCUUCGGGGGCGCCCUCUUCCAGGACCAUCUCAUUGACCACCGGUCUGAGUUCAGCCGCUGGUGGACCAAGGAGAUGAGGUCGGUCAAGUUCCCCUCCCAGGGCACGGUCUUCGACUACUUCAUCGACCCCGACACCAACAAGUUCGCCCCCUGGAGCGACAGAAUACCUUCCUUUGAGCUGGAACCCGACAUUCCCCUCCAGACGGUCCUGGUGCAUUCUGCAGAGUCCAUUUGCCUGUCGUACUUUGUGGACCUGCUGCUGCAGAAGGGAAAGCCGGUGAUGCUGGUGGGAAAUGCAGGCGUGGGGAAAACCAUCCUGGUGUCCGACAAGGUGGCCCAGCUCAGGGAGGACUACAUGCUGGCCAAAAUUCCCUUCAAUUACUACACCACCUCAGCCAUGUUACAGCGUGUUCUGGAAAAACCGUUGGAGAAAAAAGCUGGCCGAAACUUUGGUCCAUCUGGCACCAAGAAGCUCAUCUACUUUAUUGAUGAUUUGAACAUGCCAGAGGUAGACGUCUAUGGUACAGUCCAGCCCCAUACCCUUAUAAGGCAGCAUCUAGACUACAGCCACUGGUAUGACAGACAGAAGCUGCUUCUAAAGGAGAUUCAUAACUGCCAGUACAUCACCUGUAUGAAUCCUGCUGCUGGGAGUUUCUCAGUCAAUCCCAGACUUCAGAGGCACUUCUCGGUUUUCGCGGUGCACUUCCCUGGCGUGGAGGCACUGACCACCAUCUACAGCAGCAUCCUGGGGGCCCACUUCCAGCAGGGCGGGUUCAGCUAUGGCGUCACCAGGUCCGUGGGGUCUGUUGUCCAAGCUGCCAUAUGCCUGCACCAGAAGAUGACGCAGAACUUUCUGCCGACCGCCAUCCGCUUCCAUUACAUCUUCAACCUGAGGGACCUGUCCAACAUCUUCCAGGGAAUCCUGUUUGCUCUCCCCGAAUGUGUGCGCUAUCCUAUCGAUCUGGUGCAUUUAUGGCUGCACGAAUCCUCCCGGGUUUAUUCUGACAAGCUGAUGGAGGAGAAAGACGUGGAGCUGUUCAAUAAAAUCCUGCUGGACACAGGAAAGAGGUACUUUGAGGGCAUAGACGAGUCCAUCUUCAUCCACCAGCCUCUCAUAUACUGCCACUUCGCCCACGGGAUGGGGGAGUCCCGCUACGUGCAGGUGUCUGACUGGGAGAAGCUACACAAGACCCUGACAGAUGCCCUGGAGCACUACAACGAGCUGCACGCCGUCAUGAACCUGGUGCUUUUCCAGGAGGCCAUGGAGCACAUAUGCCGGAUCAGUCGGAUCCUGGAGGCCCCGCACGGGAACGCCCUCCUGAUCGGGGUGGGCGGGAGCGGGAAGCAGAGUCUGUGUCGCCUCGCCGCCUUCAUCAGCGUUUUGGAGGUCUUCCAGAUCACCCUUCGCAAGGGAUACGGCAUCCACGACCUGAGGAGCGACAUCGCUGCCCUGUACCUGAAAGUGGGGGUGAAGAACAUUGGGACCGUGUUCCUCCACACCGACACCCAGAUACCCGACGAGCGCUUCCUGGUUCUCAUUAACGACAUGCUGGCGUCAGGUACCCGCUGCAGUGGGGUAGGAUGGCGGGUUGGGGGGGGGGCGGGGCCAGCGGGAAUCACACUCCGACGUAGAAAAUGAAC
Messenger RNA from Anguilla rostrata (American eel), 5432 nucleotides. RefSeq names its product dynein axonemal heavy chain 11-like. The record is from RefSeq and is a predicted model, not a curated record. Gene Ontology annotation, biological process: microtubule-based movement. Lineage: Eukaryota; Metazoa; Chordata; Actinopteri; Anguilliformes; Anguillidae. The coding region runs from base 1 to 5430 and encodes 1809 amino acids. The transcript is spliced from 35 exons. Gene Ontology annotation, cellular component: dynein complex. Gene Ontology annotation, molecular function: minus-end-directed microtubule motor activity; dynein intermediate chain binding; ATP binding.